AUGAUGGCGCCUCCUUCAGCCGAACAUGUCUUAGCUAGGUUACAGACACUUGGUGCUAAGCAGGACAUCACCAUCUUAAAGCUCAGUGAACCUAUAUCGGCUGCGGUCACACAUCUACAGGAUGCUCAUCAGCGAACAUCUGAUGUAUCUAAUUCAUCCCUUGAUGCAACUACACCAUCCUCUCUUGAAGCAGAUUUAACACACUACCGAGAGCUAUUCGCCAAGCUGCGAUUUAGUUAUGUAGAGCAAGUCUCCAAGGAGAAGUUCAUCCGAGCUAUCGUGGGCGAUCCACCUCUUAUUGUUAGCCCCCAAGAAAACUUGGAUCUUGAGAAGGAGAAUCUAGAGGCAAAGGCUACGUUAAAGGCCUUGAAAACUGAGGUCGCAUCCAUGGUCACCGAGCUUGAGGAGAAAGCGAGAGACCUCAGUCGAAAAUAUGAAAGAAUCAAGGUUGAGACGGUCAAGUUGGAAGAACUUCCGCGCAAGGUUGAAGAUCUCGAGAAUGUAGUUGCAGAGUUAAAGAAGACGCAGAAAACAGAAUCAAAUCCAAACCCUGAGCUGAAUCUGCCUCUAUCCAAGACCUUGGACCUGGUCGAGUCAAAAAAGCAGCGAAAAGCCGAACUGGACAGGCAAUUAGAACAACUGCAAAGCCAAGUCCCAAGGAAAAAGAAGGAACUAGAUCGAUUGCAAGCUGAGCUACAGCCCCUCGAGACAAAGAGGCAGAAUAGCAAGACUGCUGCAAAGGAGGCGCGGAGGCGGAAGGAAGCUGCCCUUGGUGGUGUUCAAGAUGACCUAGAGGAGCGGGGACGCUGGUUUAUAUCUGCAGAAACAGGUUUGAAACAAGUAUUGGAAAUAGAGAGCUGA
Molecule: messenger RNA, 861 nt
Organism: Daldinia childiae
Lineage: Eukaryota; Fungi; Ascomycota; Sordariomycetes; Xylariales; Hypoxylaceae
Product: Kinetochore protein Sos7
Exons: 1
Coding region: 1-861 (286 amino acids)
Biological process (GO): protein localization to kinetochore; kinetochore assembly; attachment of mitotic spindle microtubules to kinetochore
Cellular component (GO): kinetochore
Source: RefSeq, a predicted model, not a curated record